UCAGUGCUUCACGAUUCUAGCCGCCACUUCACGAAGCCUCCGCCUUUCGCAGAUUCUUGAGGAAGGUACUCAGUUUACUCACAGCUCCUCUCCUUGAUUUCUAGCUUGAACAUUGAUUGUUUGAAGGAGUUGACGCCUUGAUUCCCUUGGAGGCUAGGUCGAUUUCUAGCCUUGAAUUCUUGAUUCCCUGUUCCUUUGCAUUCUAAUUUCUAGGUUAAUUUGCCUUUGCCAUUUCCAACCAAGCAUUCCUUCAAUGGCGGCUUCAACAGCAUUCUCUGGCUCCCUCACUUUCAACAUUUCCUCCGCUCAACACAAGACUUCUCGUCUCACCCAUCUUUCUUCCGCAAUACUCCCUUCCAAUGCCCAUACCUACCCCUGCAAACCCCUUGUUUCUACUUCCACUCCCUCACAAUCUCACCGAAUAGUCUCCUCUCUUCGAUCCGCCGCCGCGGCCGCCGACUCAACUACCACCUUCCACGGCGUCUGUUACGUCGUUGGCGACAACAUCGACACUGACCAAAUCAUUCCCGCCGAGUACCUUACCCUAGUCCCUUCCAAGCCGGAGGAAUACCAAAAGUUGGGGUCAUAUGCCCUAUGCGGACUCCCAUCUACCUACCAGACCCGAUUCGUUGAACCGGGUGAAUUCAAAUCUAAGUACUCAAUUGUUAUCGGGGGCGAUAAUUUCGGGUGCGGGUCCUCUCGUGAGCAUGCCCCCGUUGCCCUCGGCGCCGCGGGCGUGUCCGCGGUGGUGGCGGAGUCUUAUGCCCGGAUAUUCUUCCGGAACUCGGUGUCCACCGGGGAGAUUUAUCCGCUGGAAUCCGAGGUGAGGAUAUGCGAGGAGUGCAAUACUGGAGAUGUGGUGACUGUUGAGCUGGGUGAAAAUAAGUUGAUCAACCACACUACUGGGAAGGAAUACAAGCUGAAACCAAUUGGGGAUGCUGGCCCGGUGGUUGAAGCCGGUGGGAUUUUCGCCUACGCAAGGAAGACGGGGAUGAUCCCUUCCCGCCAGGCGUAGAAUACUGAAACUGGGUAAUUUUUGGAAGAUUACACAUCCGCUUCUGUGACUCUAAUUGAGGUUACAGAAUUGUUCAAAAGCCUCAUGAAACUAAUAUGUUUUAGCUAAACAAUUAGUUUUGGAUGAAUGCUCAUUUUUAAUUUUAUAUUUUUGAUUUUAUAUGAAUUGAAACUUAACCCAGAAAGUAGAUGACUCAUGUGUCAUGUAUUGUAGCUCUCUCUUAAUAGGUUGGCACAUGACUUUCUUGAAAUUAAGAUUUAUGGAGAUUGUACCAGUGGAUGUGUAAUAAUUCUUGCAUAGCUAUAGCUAGUUCAUGCCUUGAUCUA
Molecule: messenger RNA, 1341 nt
Organism: Ipomoea triloba (trilobed morning glory)
Lineage: Eukaryota; Viridiplantae; Streptophyta; Magnoliopsida; Solanales; Convolvulaceae
Product: 3-isopropylmalate dehydratase small subunit 3-like
Exons: 2
Coding region: 254-1015 (253 amino acids)
Molecular function (GO): hydro-lyase activity
Source: RefSeq, a predicted model, not a curated record